This is a messenger RNA of Coregonus clupeaformis (lake whitefish), 1961 nucleotides long. Its product is annotated as dynein axonemal light chain 4. The coding region runs from base 376 to 696 and encodes 106 amino acids. Gene Ontology annotation, cellular component: dynein complex. Gene Ontology annotation, molecular function: dynein intermediate chain binding; dynein light intermediate chain binding. The record is from RefSeq and is a predicted model, not a curated record. The transcript is spliced from 4 exons. Gene Ontology annotation, biological process: microtubule-based process. NCBI's taxonomy places the organism in Eukaryota, Metazoa, Chordata, Actinopteri, Salmoniformes, Salmonidae.
GAGACUGUGAAGCAUGUCCUGUUGCAAGCAGUAUGCUGAGGAUAGGAUCACUUUUUCUGUGAGUUGGCUGAGUUAUAACCACAUGUUCGCUUUUAACAAUUUUGGGCUCAAAUGAGAGGCAGAGCGAAAUAGCAAGGAAGCUGUUGUCGUUUGCUACGGGUGUGAGGCUAUUAGAUAUUUAAAUGUGUAAUUCGCACUCCGACCUGAAAAAGGUAGAAAAACGCAAGUCUAGUCUGCCGGAAACGCACAAGAAGAAGAAGAAGAAGAAGAAGGAGAGUCCCGGAACGAAAGAAGCGGUUGCUAUGGCCGACAUGUUUCCAUGUCAACAAUAAAUGGACCUAGCUUCUGCUGAAAAGCUAGCCAGAGGAGAGGGGAAUGGCAGAGACAACAGAGAGCAAGAAAGAGGAGGCCGAUUACAAGAGGCUCCACAGCUUCCCACUCAUCAGGCACACAGACAUGCCAGAGGAGAUGAGAGUGGAAACGAUGGAACUGUGUGUCACAGCCUGUGAGAAGUUUGCCACCAACAAUGAGAAUGCAGCGAAGAUGAUCAAGGAGUCGAUGGAUAAAAAGUUUGGCAGCUCGUGGCACGUGGUGAUCGGGGAGGGCUUUGGCUUCGAGGUGACACACGAGGUCAAGAACCUGCUCUACAUGUUCUUUGGAGGCAGCCUGGCCGUGUGUGUGUGGAAGUGCGCCUAGCACACACACACACACACACACACACACACAACCUGGCUCCCCUCCCAUCCACCCCUCCUCAGUCUGUCUCUACCUAACAAGUGUUUUUAUAUAUGUAUAUACACAUCCUGGAUGAUUCACCCAUCUCUGAGCUAUGCAGUCUUUUUAGUUGUUAUUUACUGAUUGUGUAUGUGUGGUGGGAUUGGGUGGGGGGGGUCUGUGUACAUGUGCUUGCGUGCGUGUGUGAUGUCCCUUACAUCAUUGAUUGAAUAGGCUCUCGUUCUUGAUAUAUUGUAUUCAAUAUCAGCAUGUCACACUCUUGCCUUGUGUGUGCACCUACAGUAUGAAAAUGACCAAAUUUUAUUUGUAUACGAAUGUGAUCAUUUCUACAGAACGGUGUUCACUGCAUGAAGGAGUCUGGUCUCUCUCCUACUAUCCUAUUGAUGGAAUUCAGUGGGGCUGAAACACUUGCACUCUCUUUCCCUAUUACUUUCUGCUCUACUUCUUUAACUCGAGGCGGUGUGUGUGUGUGUGUGUGUGUGUGUGUGUGUGUGUGUGUGUGUGUGUGUGUGUGUGUGUGUGUGUGUGUGUGUGUGUGUGUGUGUGUGUGUGUGUGUGUGUGUGUUCUCAUCAACAUCACAUGCUCACCUGUUUAAAAAAUUUAUCCAGCUCUGUGUCUUUCACACACAAACACACACUCUCUUCGUCUCUCUCAUUGCUCUCAAUUCACACUAUCUCUCUCUGUUUCGCCAAUCCUCUCUCUCUAUAAUCUUUUUUAUCUCCUUCUAUAGUAGUAUACUCUUAGUCUUCAUCUUUCAGACACAAGUCCCAUACGUCACCCUUAUCUGUGUCUCUACCUCUCCUAUAACUGAUAAGAUAGCACAGGGACUUUUAUAUCCUCUCAAUGUACUGUAAAUACUUGAAUGUGAAGAUAGGAUCUGAUUUUGUAUAUGAUCAUCAUUGGGCUUUUUAUGAAAGAGCUUAUUGUUGAAAUAAUAGUUAUUUUCUGUCACGCCAAUGUUACAAGAAUGUCAUGGCUGGGUGUCGUUGUUGUUAUGAAUUUGUAUCAUAACUGAUGAUAUUACAUUAGCUAUUCUGACUCCCUAGGCAUUGCAUCUCAAUGAAUAUCAACUAGGCAUACAGUCUCAUUGCCACAUAGAAACCUUUACGUUGUCAACCGUGGAUGCCACCAGGUUCCAUAACACUGAUGUGUUGUAUUGUUGUUUUCACUUCAACACCGUGUGUUUGCAUAAAUUCAUUGCACAUUAAAUUAUUUCUGAAAGUGA